Chaetomium fimeti is the source of this 1158-nucleotide messenger RNA. RefSeq lists its product as uncharacterized. The record is from RefSeq and is a predicted model, not a curated record. The transcript has 3 exons. Bases 460 to 948 code for a protein of 162 amino acids. NCBI's taxonomy places the organism in Eukaryota, Fungi, Ascomycota, Sordariomycetes, Sordariales, Chaetomiaceae.
CGAGUCACCGAUCCCGGUCGCUCUUUUCCCGUGCGCCUCACCCAUGUCUCCUCGUGCUCUGCACGUGGGACCCCUUCGUCCAAAGGAAACCAUUCACUCAAAAGGAUCAUCCGAAGUCUGGAGCUGCUGCGUGCCGAACCCAAAUCUGUGGGUCUUCAUUCGUUGAGUUGCAUGAGACCAACGUUGAUCAUACACUCUUUUCCGGACUAAUCCGUUUAUUGCCAAGGAUCAGAGCUAUCAACGAUCGAGACAACUCACUGUUACUUGACCUUGGUAUGGGAGAAUGCUACGGGAUAAUACCUCUCCAAAUUGGCCAAGCCCACGCAUAGACAUCCCCGCUCGUCCUGCUGAGGAUAUAACCGCAGCCCCUUUCAAGUGAGACUAGGGCAGCGCCUCGCCCAUCGAAGCCUCUGAUUCUUCUCCCCCUUCCGGCUCGCCGUGGGUCCUUCAUCUCGCAACAUGCAUCUCCCGACUUGCCUCGCUACCCUGAUCGCCGCCCCGCUUUUAGCGGUCGCGAUCCCGACCAGCAACCUGGCUCCCGGGGAGCAAACCGGCCUUCUUCUUGCAAGACAGCGGCAACCAGCCCCUCCUCCUUGUGUCCGAAUGGACCCGCCUCCCACCCAGGAGGAAACGGAGGCCCGGUUCAACGCUUUCGUGGAGGCUUUUGUUGGCGAAUCCAAGAGCUUAGCAAAGGCAUUCGAAUACAUUGCCGCCGAUUACAUCAAUCACAACCCUGCGGCACAGAAUGGGUCACAAUCGGCCUGGGAUAUCCUAAGCCCAUUCUGGGAUCAGUCGUCACAUACAUAUCUCCGUUCUACCAUCGAAGAGAAUAUGUCCUGGGUCAAUUAUAGAUCUGGCGGUUUCGGAGAGGUUGUCGACCGGUUCCGGUGGGAGGCAGGCUGCAUCGCCGAACAUUGGGAUCAAGGGGAGGUGUACCCGACUUCCUGAGUACGACCUACUUCCAGGGCUAUUCCUGACAUCCAGGCUCUCGGCGAGCUUGGAGCCAUAUCCUUCAAGCCAGCGACUAUCAUUGUUCUUCGCCCUAUUUUGUUUGUUGUCGGAACUUCGUGGAGCAACAACAGCCCUAAGGUUGUUGGCAGUCAUUAUUAUUGACGCCGCCGCAGCUUGAGGGGUUUCUUAUGCAGGAUAAAAAUAACG